Leucoraja erinaceus (little skate) is the source of this 2965-nucleotide messenger RNA. RefSeq names its product zinc finger protein 219-like. The record is from RefSeq and is a predicted model, not a curated record. Gene Ontology annotation, biological process: regulation of DNA-templated transcription. Gene Ontology annotation, molecular function: DNA-binding transcription factor activity, RNA polymerase II-specific; RNA polymerase II cis-regulatory region sequence-specific DNA binding. The transcript has 7 exons. NCBI's taxonomy places the organism in Eukaryota, Metazoa, Chordata, Chondrichthyes, Rajiformes, Rajidae. Gene Ontology annotation, cellular component: nucleus. The coding region runs from base 338 to 2965 and encodes 875 amino acids.
AGGCAGUGAAAGAAGGCUGGUAGGGUGUGUGUGUGACUGAUGACAGACUACGCUCUUUCUGAUAUGUCUUAAUUGGCAAUGCAACAGCUAACAAAACAAAACCGAAUGGGAUUGCCCUGAGCCAUCCGAUCGUGCAGUUAGUGAGGACCUUGGACUGGUCGUCGAGACUGCUGCCCGAUCGGCCUGCUGAUCACAUUGAACAAGGGACCUUCCGUGAGCGAUCCCCAGGAGUCAGAGCCAACGAGGGACGCGCUGGGGCUGCUGCUUCACCCCACUAGAGGCUUCCACCAGAGACUCAGAAACACCAAGUGAAGCAUGUGACCAGGACACACAGGACAUGGAAGUUUCUUCCGGCGCCGUCCCCUCACUCAGCCCUGGGUCUCUCGGAUGCCGGGAAGUGUCUGGGCAGGAGCUCAGCGCCGGGGAAACUCCUGAGGGAGAUGUCCUGAGCUCGGCGGUCGUCUCUGAGCUGGCGUACCGCGACCUGGACCUGCAGCGCUUCUUCAACCGUGCCGGGGGGAGCCCCCGGCCAGACGGGGUCAGUGGAGGGGCGGUGCAGGCCCCCAGGUACCCCUGCCUCAUCUGCGGCAAGCGCUUCCGUUUCAACAGCAUCCUCUCCCUUCACCUCCGCGUCCACACGGGCAGCACCAAGACUCACCUCCGCACCCACACGGCAGUCGGGGGAGGGGAGGGGCACGUACCCCCAGGGGGAGGGGAGGGGCAUGGGUCGACACACGGGCCCCUAGGGGGAGGGGAGAGUUAUGGGUCAGUAGUGGGAAGGGAGUGGGACGGAUCCCCAGGGGGAGGGCAGCGUUAUAGGCAAGUCAGGGAAGAGGAGGGUCACAGGGCCCCAGGGGGAAGGGAAGGUUGUGGGCUGGUAGGGGAACCAGAGAGGCAAGGGCCCCCGGAGGGAGGUGAAGGGUAUGGGACCCCCAGGAGAUUGGAGCCCCCUGGAAGAGAGGGGAGCAUCGGGCCCCCCAGAGAAAGGGGGAAUCACAGACGGGCUGGGGGAGAGGAGGGUUACCGGGUAGCUGGGGAAGGGGAGAGUCAUAAGCCCCCUGGGGGUGGGGUGAGCCAGCAGCCCUGCAGGGGAGGGGAGAGCCAGGGGCCACCGGCCGGGAAGAGCCGGCUGCUCCUGGAGCUGGAGGAGAUGGCGGUGCAGCGGGGGUUGCCGUGCCGUCCCGCCCGGGGGCAGAUGGAGGGUCCGGAGCGAUCCAGCCCCCCCACCUUCCGCUGCUCCUCCUGUAAGGGGCGUUUCCGCAAGGCAGCCGAGCUGGAACGCCACUCUGCAAUCCUGCACCGGCCCUAUAAGUGUGGCCUGUGCCCCUUUGCCAGCGCCCUGCAGCACAGCCUGGCCGAGCACACUCAGAAGGCCCACCGCCCCCUGCCCCAGGUCGAUGCCCCACGGCCUGCCCCCUCCACCUACGUCUGCCCCGUGUGUGGGCAGGCCUUCACCCGUUCCUGGUUCCUCAAGGGCCACAUGCGGAAGCACAAGAACUCCUUCGAGCAUGGUUGUGGGAUGUGCGGGCGCCGCUUCAAGGAGGCCUGGUUCCUCAAGAACCAUAUGAAGGUGCACCUGGGAAAGCCGGCAGCGGCAGCGGCAGCAAGCAAGUUCCAUGACAGGCCCCGGGCCCUCGACCCCAGCCAUGCCAACGGCCCCGGGCCCCAGGCCUACCCAGGCGGAGGCUGCCUGGCCCGGCUGCGAGCCGCAGCUGCCAGGGCAGGAGAGGCCACGGUGGGCAGGCCCGGCCCCUGGGAGCUGGUGUCGGUGGGCCUGGGCGCCGAGAUGUCACGGGCGAGGCCGGGCCGGAGCGGCAGGCAACAGUGCGGGCCGGCUGCAGCAGAUGGAGCCGGCGAGAGGAACGCCCAGUGCCUCGAGUGUGGCCGGGCCUUCAGAACCUACCAGCAAGUAGCUGUCCACUCCAGGAUCCACCGCAAGAAGGGGCCGGUGGACGGCAGCAGCGGCGGAGAGCGCAGGAGGGACUCCCUGGCCACUCACGGGCCCCACGCUCACAUCACCUCAUCCCUGGGGCUGCCUGGAGGUGGGCAAGGAGAGGCCAUUAGUCUCCCAUCUACACCCCAAGGGGACGCCGAGCUGCACCUGGAUGACGAUCGUUCCCGUGGACUGGCCACCAGAGAGUGCCCCUACUGCGGCAAGACCUUCCGCUCCUCCCACCACCUGAAGGUCCACCUACGGGUGCACACAGGCGAGCGUCCCUACAAGUGUCCUCACUGUGCCUACGCCGGCACACAGUCGGGUUCCCUCAAGUACCACCUGGAGCGGCACCACCGAGAGCAGCGGAACGGGACAUGCGGGGGGUCUGCGGGGGAGAGCCCGCCCGCCCAGGGGGCUUCGGGCCCCAGCAGAGGGGACGAGCCCGGACCUAGGCCGCCGGUCCCCACUGCCCCUCCCAUCAGCCUGCAGGCCUGGCUGGCCUCCUUCCUGCCCGAGGGCCCGGGGCCGCACGCAUGGCUGGGCCUGGCCGAGCUGGAACCCCUUGACCUGUCACUCAGGCCAUCCCAGGGCCAUGCGCACAGACAAGAGCUCGGCGACUGCCUGGCCUACAGCUUCCAGACCCCCACGCCACUAGCACCGGGCCCCAGGGCAAAGGCCCGCAGGCGGAGAGCACAGACCUGGCACCGGGGGCUUAGGCCUGGCAGCUGGGGGCAGCUGGACGGGGCCCUGGCUCUGGGUGGGGCCUGGGUGGCAGGGCUGGUGAGCGAGGCAGCAGGAGAGGGCAGGGUGACAGUGAGUGGGGCAUUGAAUGUAGUUGGUGAUGAAAUGGAGGAGGGCAGAGCAACUGAGGGGGGCAGAACAACAGUGGAGGGUAGAACAACAGUGGCGGGCAGGGCAACUGAGGUGGGCAGGGCAACAGUGGGGGCCAGUGCAACUGAGGUGGGCAGGGGGUGGGCAGGGCAGGGCAACAGUGGGGGCCAGUGCAACAGUGGGGGCCAGUGCAACUGA